AUGGAUAAGCAAGAUGUGUACAUAAUCAGCGUGGAUAAGCCAGACGUGUAUAAUCUCGCCUGCGCAUCCCUUACGCUGAUAGCCGCAAAACAGAUUGACGCCCUGUGGUCAGAUCUCACUUGGCCGAAGAGGCCGCUGCCACUGCUGGAGGUUGGCUGCGGGACCGGUGACGUCGCCAGGAAGGUUUUAGCCCCACGGCUGCCACCUUGCACGAAGCUGGUGGCCUGUGACACCAGCACAAAGAACCUGGAGUUCUGCAGGCUCCACAACGCGCUGCCCGGCACCAUCGUGUACGAGGAGCUGAAUGUGUUCAAGCCGGACCUGCAGAACUCCGCUGUGUGGCAGUACGCGCCCUUUGGCAAGGUGUUCUGUUUGAUGCUGUUGCACUGGGUUCCCGACAACAGGCAUGCUGUCCAGAAUAUUUACAAACUAUUGGUACCUGGUGGAGAAGUUGUCUUCAGCGUAAUAGCUAACAUGGUGUUUAGCGCUGCGUUUGAAGACAUGGCGAAAGACUCGCGCUGGUCAGAGUACAUGCAGGACUUGAAGAAGUUCAUAUCUCCGUACGAGCACUGUGAGGACCCAGUCAGCGAGUUCAGUCAGUUGCUGAAGAAUGAAGGUUUCCAGGUCCUCCGCUGCUACGUGGCUCCGCAGAGGGUCCUCUUCCCGAGCAAGGUACAGCGCAGAGACCCACACACAGAACUCGCACCAUAUCACAUCAGUCCACAGGUACUCGACACCACACUGCCCUCACUACUCCGUGCCCUGGAGCCAUCUGCACUUGCUGCCAGUUAG
Messenger RNA from Schistocerca nitens (vagrant locust), 792 nucleotides. Its product is annotated as juvenile hormone acid O-methyltransferase-like. Bases 1 to 792 code for a protein of 263 amino acids. The record is from RefSeq and is a predicted model, not a curated record. The transcript is spliced from 5 exons. Lineage: Eukaryota; Metazoa; Arthropoda; Insecta; Orthoptera; Acrididae.